UGUAUUCAUAGUAGACUGUACCCAAAAGCAAGAAAACUUUGGAUUUUGCUACUGCACAUUAAAUUCAUCAUAUCCCUUUCAAGUUUCUGAGCAUUUAUAUCAUUUGAUUGUGUAAUAAUUCCACAAGAUCUGCACUCUCAAAAUUUCAAAGCUUUAUUGGGUCAUAACAAGGCAGAGUUGUGUGUGUAGAGUGUAGAGAGGAGGCACAGGCACAGGCAAAGGCAAAAGCAUGGAGGUGGUUCAGAUGCAGAGAAGGUUUGUGGAGUAUGCAGCAUCCUUGUUUCGUGAGGGGUUCUUGGAUGGUCAGUUCACACAGCUUCAGCAGCUGCAAGAUGAGAGCAACCCUGAUUUUGUGGUUGAAGUGGUGUCCCUCUUCUUUGAGGAUUCUGAGAAGCUUCUCAAUGAUCUGUCCAGAGCCCUAGAUCAGCAAAAUGUAGAUUUCAAGAGGGUUGAUUCCCAUGUUCAUCAGUUGAAGGGCAGCAGCUCCAGCAUAGGAGCACAGAGAGUCAAAAAUGCCUGCAUUGCCUUUCGCAACUACUGUGAGGAACAGAACACUGAUGCGUGCCUGAGCUGCCUGCAGCAAGUGAAACAAGAGUAUUCCCUUGCGAAGAGCAAGCUUGAAACUCUCUUCAGGCUGGAGCAACAGAUUUUGACAGCUGGUGGGUCGAUACCAAUAAUGAUGGAAUGAAUGAAUUUGAGGUUUUUAGGAUCAGGGAAGGCGAGAAAAUUGGUGGGGGGUUUGUAGAAAGCUAGCAUGUAUGAGUUUCAAUUUCACUUGCUCUCUAAGGUGUUUCUUUUUUAAGUUUGUGUUUGUAUGAAUCUUAUGAAUGAGAGAUAGGCUUUUGCAUUUGGUGUUACCUCUCAUUCUCAAGUUCAAAGCUCAAAACAGCUUCUUUGCUGUUUUUGCUUUUCUUAUUUACCUCGAGAUUUUCUUCCA
This is a messenger RNA of Vitis riparia (riverbank grape), 937 nucleotides long. RefSeq names its product histidine-containing phosphotransfer protein 1-like. The transcript has 6 exons. Gene Ontology annotation, molecular function: protein histidine kinase binding; histidine phosphotransfer kinase activity. Lineage: Eukaryota; Viridiplantae; Streptophyta; Magnoliopsida; Vitales; Vitaceae. The coding region runs from base 230 to 688 and encodes 152 amino acids. The record is from RefSeq and is a predicted model, not a curated record. Gene Ontology annotation, biological process: phosphorelay signal transduction system; phosphorylation; cytokinin-activated signaling pathway. Gene Ontology annotation, cellular component: nucleus; cytoplasm.